UCUCUGCACUUACAGCUCCCAACAGCACUGAUAUCUGUGUCUAUAAAUAGCUUCUCUCUUCCAACGUCCAAACCCAAGUCCAAAACUUCUUGCAUUUCCCAUAAUUAAUCAUGAUCAAGCUCUUAUCAGUUUUGCUGGUCGCCCUUUUACUGCUACAGGAUUCCGACCAGGCCGAACCUUCUCAUGAUUCGUCUAUGGUCGAGAAAUUCUCGUCCGAUGAUCCAAUUCCAUACCCAUCCACUUUUGUCGUAGGAGGGGACGAAGGGAGUCUUGCUAAAAAACCACACUUUAAACGAAUCAAUUGUGGUCGUGAAUGUUCGAGAAGAUGCGGCAAGUCGUCGAGGAAAAACUUAUGUCACCGGUCAUGCAAUAGUUGUUGCAUUCGAUGUCGGUGUGUGCCUCCUGGAACUUUCGGCAAUAAACAUAUGUGUCCCUGCUAUGCUCGCUUAAGAACUCGUCACAAUAAAUUUAAAUGUCCUUGACAAUUUAUCUACCCGACCCGACCAGAGAUUUCGACACAAAUCUAUAUACAUAAUAAUGUCAGACCAUAUUGUCGGGACUUGGAGGAGAUCUAAAAUUGUUUUCAAGUGUCAAAGAACAUAUGUUUACAUUUAGCUGCAUCAAAUAAAAAUGUAUUGAUAGUUCAAAAUUACAAAUAAUAAAAUAGAAUUACAUUGAAAUUCUAUAUGAAGUUUGAUUGUAAGAAUGUUUCAUUUGAUUCUCUUGUACGAUGAAUGACAUAAUUUAUAUCCAA
Molecule: messenger RNA, 754 nt
Organism: Andrographis paniculata
Lineage: Eukaryota; Viridiplantae; Streptophyta; Magnoliopsida; Lamiales; Acanthaceae
Product: gibberellin-regulated protein 3-like
Exons: 3
Coding region: 111-482 (123 amino acids)
Source: RefSeq, a predicted model, not a curated record